GUGUGACCAUAAUGAAGUGUGACCAUUGUUUGCUUAUUAUUAUUAUGGUUUAAUUUGUUUUAUAUAAAAAGUGGAGAAAAUUGCAGAGCUUUAAUGGCGAAUCAUCCAAGAACCCGCAAAAGGGUCCAUGCUACUAUCCCACGCCGUGCCGCUGAUGGUAGCGCCUUUGAGAAGUGUGAUGUUUGUGGUGAAAUGGUGGCAAUUGCUUUGGCUGACAUGCACGAAUGCGGGACUGAGAAGAAAGAGCUGAAGAGGUUUAAGGGCAUUGUUGGAACUCAAAAUGUUGUCAAACCGACAGUUCCUUGGCAACCCAGAUCAGCCUUUAGUAGUUUCAUGGAAAGCUUUAUGAUCGACAACAAGAAUGGAAAUUUGAUUGAUAUUGAUAGAAGGGGCUUUGAGACUUGGAAAAAUAUGUGCAAGGAGGAGAGGCAACCUUAUGUUACUCAAGCCGAAAAGGUGAACUCAGCCUACACAAAAACUGUAAUUGAAGAGGAGAAAAAUGUUAAAGAGGUGGAUGAUGAUGAGGCUGAUUCAGCAAUGGUUGGGAAAUUUGAUCAGUUCUAUGAAGACAGUGAGUACCAUGGGACAUCUGAUAAUGAUGAACCUUACCAGUCUGGAGGACUUGAGAGCUUAAAGACGUCAGAAUGGGAAAUGCAGCAAUCAGGGACCGCUUAAGCACUCCAGCUCAAGCUGAGGACUGAACUUAAAAGGUUUCCAUUUUGUCAAACCUUUUGUUUAAUGUCAAUGGGACUAUCACAAUUGGCAGUGGUGGAAAAACUUUGCCACUUCAUCAUUUUGUGAAGGCAAGUCAUUUGGCUAUUGUAAAGUAGUUGUAGGAGUUUAGCUUUUCUACCAGAUUGGUAUUUGGUUUUGUUACUUGGCAUGGUUGAAGGGGGAGUUUCACACAUGAAGGGUUGAGAGUAAGCAUUUUUUCGUCCAUAUUUUUGUUUUGUAAUAUUUCUCUCAGAAUAUCUCUUUCAUACAAAUAUAUUCAAAGCAUC
Molecule: messenger RNA, 1001 nt
Organism: Theobroma umbraticum
Lineage: Eukaryota; Viridiplantae; Streptophyta; Magnoliopsida; Malvales; Malvaceae
Product: HMG-box (high mobility group) DNA-binding family protein
Biological process (GO): polar nucleus fusion
Cellular component (GO): nucleus
Molecular function (GO): DNA binding
Source: RefSeq, a predicted model, not a curated record